AUGAAAAUAUUAUAUUCAUUAUUAGUUUCUUUUUUAAUUUUUAAUCAAUUUGCACAUAUUGAUGCAUAUGGUGAAACAGUAAAUGGUUAUCCCAGUUCAAACGAAAGAGAAACUUUUGUUUUAUUAAACAUGGUUAGAAUGUUCCCACAAGAAUUUAAAAAAGAGUAUUUAUUACCACAAAAUAGAACUGGUAUGGAUUUAAUUUUUUCUAAAUAUGACGCAACUACUCCACUCCGUCAUGAUUUUUCAUUAACCAAAGUUGCUAGAGCACAUAGUAGAGAUAUGGCCGUUAAUAAUUGUUUCCAACAUAAUAGCUGUAAUAAUGAAAAUAUUUGGGAUCGUUUUAAAGAAUAUGAAGCAUGCGGAGGUGCAUGGGGUGAAAAUAUCAGUGCUGGUAACAAUUCCCCAUUGGGCAGUAUGACCGCUUUUCUUUGUGAUUCAAAGAACGGUGCAUGUGUACCAGAUGGAGAUGAUAAUGAUGGUCAUCGUAGAAAUAUUAUGAGUAAAUCAUAUGCUUCAGUUGGAUCUGGUUAUUUUUAUAAUCAAGAUAGUACUUAUCGUCAUUAUUACACCCAAGAUUUUUCAUCAGGUGUUUGUGAGGAUACUUAUUCACCAAUUUAUUCAGCUUUUUAUACCAUGGUCGAUGCUAAAACCCCACGUUUUAUUGCAGCAUAUUCAAAUAGUACCGUCGCAUUCCAAUCAGUUUCAUUAGUAUUUAAUGGUGCCUCACAUACCAUGGAUAUUCAUUAUGGUAACAAUAAUAAUGCCAUUUUAACUAAGGAUAAUGUAGAAUUCGAAUUUUGUGCUCCAUUUUAUUUUGAAGCAUUAGAUGUCAAUAAAAAUAUUGUUCGUUAUCCAGAUGAAGGUUUCCUUAGAUUAGCUACAAACUCAAGUUGUGAAUCAUGGUCCGAAAAUGAAAUUUAUAAUGCUUCAUCCAAAUUAACUUUAUCUGUCACUUUAAUAAUCUCUUUAAUUUUAUCAAUCUUUUUUAUUUAA
Molecule: messenger RNA, 996 nt
Organism: Dictyostelium purpureum
Lineage: Eukaryota; Evosea; Eumycetozoa; Dictyosteliales; Dictyosteliaceae
Exons: 5
Coding region: 1-996 (331 amino acids)
Source: RefSeq, a predicted model, not a curated record